GGACAUAGUAUCGCCAUCUGGUAGCCCAAAUAUGCUCUAAUGUGUUUGUGAGUGUGUUUUAACAGUGAAUAUUUUGCGGUAAAAUGACGUCGUUAUUGAGGAAUUGUUGGAAAUUUUCGCGGAAUUUGCCGAUCGCCACUCCAAGAAGUUAUGCCGUCGUCUCUCCGUUAUCGAUACGAUGGAACAGCACUGCGACCACUACGACCAUCACCAACGAGAAAAUGGAAAAAACGGAAUCUCGUCCUACAGUGCGCAAACAGAGUCAUGUUGAUAUCCAGCAGUUGACAAACUUUGGUCAUUACAUUGCUGAUUGUUUGCCAAAGUACAUACAACAAAUACAGCUGACUGCUGGUGAUGAGCUAGAAUUACUCAUCGCUCCCGAUGGUAUUAUCCCUAUGAUGACGUUUUUGAAAGAUCACCAUAAUACACAAUUUGUUAACCUGUCAGAUAUUACCGCAUUAGAUGUACCCAGUAGACAAUUCAGGUUUGAAAUUGUUUACAACCUGUUAUCAUUGCGGUAUAAUUCACGUAUCAGAGUCAAAACUUAUACCGAUGAAUUGACACCAAUUGACUCCAUCUGCGAUAUAUUCAAAGCUGCUAAUUGGUAUGAACGAGAAGUAUGGGACAUGUUUGGCGUGUUCUUCUCAAAUCACCCUGAUCUUCGUAGGAUUCUAACAGAUUAUGGCUUUGAAGGGCAUCCAUUGAGAAAAGAUUUUCCACUCAGUGGUUAUGUCGAGCUGCGAUACGAUGACGAACAUAAGAGAAUAGUGGUCGAACCGCUGGAGUUGACCCAAGAAUUCCGUAAAUUUGAACUAGCAGCACCGUGGGAACAAUUCCCCAACUUCAGGGAUGCUCCACCAGCUGCUGAACCUAUCUUAAAAGAGAAGUAACUAUAACUAUUUAGAUCAUAAUUAUAGUCCAAGAAAAAGUAAGUGUAAAGUACAUGCCCCUCUAUUAAAGUAUAAAUAUAUAUAAUAUAUAUAUAAUAAAA
Messenger RNA from Dinoponera quadriceps, 991 nucleotides. It is a transcript of the gene ND-30, whose product is annotated as NADH dehydrogenase [ubiquinone] iron-sulfur protein 3, mitochondrial. NCBI's taxonomy places the organism in Eukaryota, Metazoa, Arthropoda, Insecta, Hymenoptera, Formicidae. The transcript is spliced from 5 exons. Gene Ontology annotation, molecular function: NADH dehydrogenase (ubiquinone) activity. The record is from RefSeq and is a predicted model, not a curated record. The coding region runs from base 84 to 890 and encodes 268 amino acids.